GAGGACAAAUCACGGGACGCUCUGCAAGGACAAUUACACCUAUUAGUCCGCAUGGUUAUGAAUUUGUACAGCAAUAAAAGCAGGUCCUUUAUUUCAAAGUAUAAUGGCAAAAGAAAAACUUUCCUCACCAUAUUAUGUAUAUGGUGGACAUUGUGUGGAGGAACUGAUGCUUCAACAACCACAACUGUUGCUCCAACAACCACAACAGUUGAUCCAACCACCACAGAUGCUCCAACCACCACCACAGUUGCUCAAACAACCACAACUGUUGCUCCAACAACCACAACUGCUGCUCUAACGACCACAACUGUUGCCCCAACCACCACAGUUGCUCCAACAACCACAACUGCUGCUCCAACGACCACAACAGUUGCCCCAACAACCACAGUUGCUCCAACAAAGACAACUGUUGCUCCAACAACCACAACUGUUGCUCCAACCACCACCACAGUUGCUCAAACAACCACAAAUGCUUCUCCAACGACCACAACAGUUGCCCCAACCACCACAGUUGCUCCAACAACGACAACUGUUGCUCCAACAACCACCACGGUUGCUCCAACCACCACCACAGUUGCUCCAACAACCACAACUGUUGCUCCAACGACCACAACUGUUGCUCCAACAACCACAACUGUUACACCAACGACCACCACAGUUGCUCCAACGACCACAACUGUUGCUCCAACGACCACAACUGUUGCACCAACGACCACAACUGUUGCACUAACGACCACCACAGUUGCACCAACGACCACAACUGUUGCACUAACGACCACCACAGUUGCUCCAACAACCACAACUGCUGCUCCAAGGACUACAACAGUUGCCCCAACCACAACUGUUGCUCUCACAACCACAACUGUUGCUCCAACGACCACAACUGUAGCACCAACGACCACAACAGUUGCCCCAACCACCACACUUGCUCUCACAACCACAACAGUUGCUCAAACGACCACAACUACUGCUGCUUCAACGACCACAACCGUUGCUCCAACAACCACCACGGCUGCUUCAACCACCACCACAGUUGUUCCAACGACCACAACUGUUGCUCCAACGACCACAACUGUUGCUCCAACAACCACAACUGCUGCUCCAACGACGACAACAGUUGCCCCAACCACCACAGUUGCUCCAACCACCACCACAGUUGCUCCAACGACCACAACUGUUGCUCCAACAACCACAACUGCUGCUCCAACGACUACAACAGUUGCCCCAACCACAACUGUUGCUCCAACGACCACAACUGUUGCUCCAACAACGACAACUGUUGCUCCAACAACCACAACUGCUUCUCCAACAACCACCACAGUUGCUCCAACCACCACCACAGUUGCUCCAACCACCACCACAGUUGCUCCAACAACCACCACGGCUGCUUCAACCACCACCACAGUUGUUCCAACGACCACAACUGUUGCUCCAACGACCACAACUGUUGCUCCAACAACCACAACUGCUGCUCCAACGACGACAACAGUUGCCCCAACCACCACAGUUGCUCCAACGACUACAACUGCUGCUCCAACAACCACAACUGUUGCUCUAACGACCACUACUGUUGCUCCAACGACCACAACUGUUGCACCAACAACCACAACUGUUGCACCAACGACCACCACAGUUGCUCCAACGACCACAACUGUUGCUCCAACAACCACAACUGCUGCUCCAACGACUACAACAGUUGCCCCAACCACAACUGUUGCUCCAACGACCACAACUGUUGCUCCAACAACGACAACUGUUGCUCCAACAACCACAACUGCUGCUCCAACAACCACCACAGUUGCUCCAACCACCACCACAGUUACCACGGCUGCUCCAACCACCACCACAGUUGUUCCAACGACCACAACUGUUGCUCCAACGACCACAACUGUUGCUCCAACAACCACAACUGCUGCUCCAACGACCACAACAGUUUCCCCAACCACCACAGUUGCUCCAACAACGCCAACUGUUGCUCCAACAACCACCACGGUUGCUCCAACCACCACCACAGUUGCUCCAACGACCACAACUCUUGCUCCUACAACGACAACUGUUGCUCCAACAACCACAACUGCUGCUCCAACCACCACCACAGUUUCUCCAACCACCACCACAGUUGCUCCAACCACCACCACAGUUGCUCCAACCACCACAGUUGCUCAAACAACCACAACUGUUGCUCCAACAACUACAACUGCUGCUCCAACGACCACAACCGUUGCUCCAACAACCACCCCGGCUGCUUCAACCACCACCACAGUUGUUCCAACGACCACAACUGUUGCUCCAACGACCACAACUGUUGCUCCAACAACCACAACUGCUGCUCCAACGACUACAACAGUUGCCCCAACCACAACUGUUGCUCCAACGACCACAACUGUUGCUCCAACAACCACCACAACUGUUGCACCAACGACCACCACAGUUGCUCCAACGACCACAACUGUUGCUCCAACAACCACAACUGCUGCUCCAACGACUACAACAGUUGCCCCAACCACAACUGUUGCUCCAACGACCACAACUGUUGCUCCAACAACGACAACUGUUGCUCCAACAACCACAACUGCUGCUCCAACAACCACCACAGUUGCUCCAACCACCACCACAGUUGCUCCAACCACCACCACAGUUGCUCCAACAACCACCACGGCUGCUUCAACCACCACCACAGUUGUUCCAACGACCACAACUGUUGCUCCAACGACCACAACUGUUGCUCCAACAACCACAACUGCUGCUCCAACGACGACAACAGUUGCCCCAACCACCACAGUUGCUCCAACGACUACAACUGCUGCUCCAACAACCACAACUGUUGCUCUAACGACCACUACUGUUGCUCCAACGACCACAACUGUUGCACCAACAACCACAACUGUUGCACCAACGACCACCACAGUUGCUCCAACGACCACAACUGUUGCUCCAACAACCACAACUGCUGCUCCAACGACUACAACAGUUGCCCCAACCACAACUGUUGCUCCAACGACCACAACUGUUGCUCCAACAACGACAACUGUUGCUCCAACAACCACAACUGCUGCUCCAACAACCACCACAGUUGCUCCAACCACCACCACAGUUGCUCCAACCACCACCACAGUUGCUCCAACCACCACCACAGUUGCUCAAACAACAACAACUGUUGCUCCAACAACUACAACUGUUGCUCCAACGACCACAACAGUUGCCCCAACCACCACAGUUGCUCCAACAACGACCACUGUUGCUCCAACAACCACCACGGUUGCUCCAACCACCACCACAGUUGCUCCAACGACUACAACUGUUGCUCCAACGACCACAACUGUUGCUCUAACGACCACUACUGUUGCUCCAACAACCACAACUGUUGCUCCAACGACCACAACUGUAGCACCAAUGACCACAACAGUUCCUUCAACAACCACAACAGUUGCUCCAACGACCACAACAGUUGCCCCAACCACCACCACAGUUGCUCCAACCACCACGACAGUUGCUCCAACCACCACCACAGUUGCUCAAACUACCACAACUGUUGCUCCAACAACUACAACUGUUGCAUGA
This is a messenger RNA of Paramisgurnus dabryanus, 3561 nucleotides long. NCBI's taxonomy places the organism in Eukaryota, Metazoa, Chordata, Actinopteri, Cypriniformes, Cobitidae. The record is from RefSeq and is a predicted model, not a curated record.